CAAGCCUCCACCAGCCCAAUCUUUCUACCCCCAGACCGCCGGCGGUGCCAGCGGAGAGGCCGGCCAUGUCGGGUGGCGGAGGCCCGUGCCCCGGGGCAGGAGACGGGGAGGCCCGGAGCUGUGCCGUGUGUGGGGACCACGCUACUGGCUAUCACUUCCACGCCCUGACCUGCGAAGGCUGCAAGGGUUUCUUCAGACGCACAAUCAGCAAGGGGAUGAACCUCACCUGCCCCUUCACCCACUGCUGCGUGGUCACCAAAUCCAAGCGGCGCCAGUGUCCGGCCUGCCGGCUUCAGAAGUGCCUGGAUGCGGGCAUGAGGAAGGACAUGAUUCUGUCCGCGGAGAUGUUGGCUGUCCGGCGGGCCCGGCGGGCACAGCAGAGGGUGCAGAAGGAGUUUGGGCGGCUGAGCAAGGAGCAGGAAGGGAUGAUCCAGCUGUUGUUGGAGGCCCACGCCCGCCACGUGGUCCCCAUGUUCCCCAAGUUUGUGCAGUUCCGGCCCCCAGACCACCUGUUCGUCCACAACGCGUCCCUGGCACCCCCCGCCUCCCCACCCUCCAUAUUCCCGCUCCUCACCCACUUGGCCGACAUCAGCACCUUCAUGGUACAGCAGAUCAUCAAGUUCACCAAGGAUCUGCCCCCCUUCCGCUCCCUGCCCAUGGAGGACCAGAUCUCCCUGCUGAAAGGGGCCGCCCUGGAGAUGGCGGAGAUCGAGCUCAACCUGGUCUUCUGCGCCCAGGACCACAGCUUCCUGUGCGGCCCACUGCGCUACACCCUACAGGACGCCAUCCACGUGGGCUUCCAGGAAGACUUCCUGGAGGGCCUGUUUCGCUUCCACGCGGCCCUGCGGCGACUCCAGCUGCAGGAAUCCGAAUACGUGCUCAUGGCCGCCCUGGCGCUCUUCUCCCCAGACCGGCCCGGGGUGACCCAGCGGGAGCGGAUCGACCGGUUGCAGGAGGAGACGGCCCUGACCCUGCAGUGCUCCAUCCAGAGACGCGGACCCUGGGCCCAGGGCAGGCUCCUGUAUGCCAAGCUGUUGGGCCUACUGACGGAGCUAAGGAGCAUCAACGUGGAAUACGGGAGGCAGUUACAACACAUCCAGGGCCUGUGGGUCAUGAUGCCGCUGCUCCAGGAGAUCUGCAGCUGACCCUCC
Tachyglossus aculeatus (Australian echidna) is the source of this 1151-nucleotide messenger RNA. It is a transcript of the gene NR1I3, whose product is annotated as nuclear receptor subfamily 1 group I member 3. NCBI's taxonomy places the organism in Eukaryota, Metazoa, Chordata, Mammalia, Monotremata, Tachyglossidae. The record is from RefSeq and is a predicted model, not a curated record. Gene Ontology annotation, biological process: positive regulation of transcription by RNA polymerase II; cell differentiation; negative regulation of transcription by RNA polymerase II. Bases 66 to 1145 code for a protein of 359 amino acids. Gene Ontology annotation, molecular function: RNA polymerase II cis-regulatory region sequence-specific DNA binding; zinc ion binding; nuclear receptor activity. The transcript has 9 exons.